UGAACCGACCGGACGUGUCAUCUCAUUGUCUGUUCGUGCUGGCGGAGUUCUUCCGCCAGGCGAUGUUCAGUACCGGGAUGAUAUUGGUUGUGAAGGGAACAGCGGAUGACCCUUUGGACCGCGUCCCUCCACAAGAUUGCCUUACCCUGAUGGACGGGAUGUUUGUUCCCAUCCUAGUACCUAUCUUUGUCCGUGGUUUCACUGGUGGACCGGAGCAAGUGAAGCUCAGGGUGGAGUCUGGCAGACCCGUAUUCUUUGGAAUAGGAGGUCAAAUCGCGGAUAUGUCCGCGACACAGUUAUCGGGAGUCAGAGCUAUUCCUAUGGACCGACUGUUAGUCGAGUCGGACAGUCCUGAUUUUCCUUGUGGGGUUGAAGCGCCGAUGGGCCCCAGGCACAUCGGAGAAGUGUACCGUCGAAUCGCCGCAGCGAGGGGACAGGACGUCGCCUUGCUAGCGGGUCUUGUCUUCAGGAACUUUAGAGUGUUCUUUGGACCCCAGUUGAGGGGAUUCUUAUAAACUAGUGCUGUUAUAGCCGGGACGUAUAGCCCGAAUUACUUACCUGAGUUUACCUGAAUCGGGAGCAGAUAGUUCUGAUGUCUUAGCCGCACUAUAGAUGUCGCCUUAGAUGUACUAAGCAGAGCCUAUCCAGAUGUAUCAACGUUGGACCACUUGGUAGACGACAUGAGUAGGAUGGUAACAACGAGGGACCUCGUGGUGUUCCGAGACGACGCGGAGGAUGAGUGACUGUGUGAUAUGAAGUGUUAAAUCUGUGAUUUUUAUUAUUAUAGAGACAUUAAUGUUUAAAGCUUUAUUAUUGUGUGAAUGCAUGUGUAUGUAUGUGAGAUAGGCCCUGUUAGGUGUUAACUUUUAUUGAUUGUACAUCUUAGUUGUUCCAUUGUAUAUAUAGUACGGGCUGGGACGCCCUGUUAUAAAAUGGGGAGGAGUGUAGUGGUCCUGGAGGAGCCGGGGACGAAUUCCCCGGUAGCCUCCGAUCACGUGUCCAGCAAUGAUGCGGACUAUGACGUAACCCUCUCUCUCUCUUGUGCUGAUUGUUGAACCGACCGGACGUGUCAUCUCAUUGUCUGUAAGCCACUGUAU
Saccostrea cuccullata (small rock oyster) is the source of this 1097-nucleotide messenger RNA. RefSeq lists its product as uncharacterized. Gene Ontology annotation, molecular function: hydrolase activity, acting on ester bonds. NCBI's taxonomy places the organism in Eukaryota, Metazoa, Mollusca, Bivalvia, Ostreida, Ostreidae. The record is from RefSeq and is a predicted model, not a curated record. The coding region runs from base 63 to 515 and encodes 150 amino acids. The transcript has 2 exons.